Carassius gibelio (silver crucian carp) is the source of this 1751-nucleotide messenger RNA. RefSeq names its product D(1)-like dopamine receptor. Gene Ontology annotation, biological process: adenylate cyclase-activating adrenergic receptor signaling pathway. Lineage: Eukaryota; Metazoa; Chordata; Actinopteri; Cypriniformes; Cyprinidae. Gene Ontology annotation, cellular component: membrane. The transcript has a single exon. The coding region runs from base 77 to 1462 and encodes 461 amino acids. The record is from RefSeq and is a predicted model, not a curated record. Gene Ontology annotation, molecular function: G protein-coupled receptor activity.
UUCCCCAACUUGCCAACAUGGGAUAGAGCAGGAUAUCGGACCUGUCACUCAUAAAGCGUAUCCUAAAAGAAGGUAAAUGUCCAUUAUGAAGCGAUUUGGUCAGAUGCAAUACUUCCCGGAUAUGUUUUUAGAGAUGGAAAACGGUACAAACCACACGCAGGACCGCGCGCACGGUGCGCAAGAGGAAGAGGAUGGAGACGGACAGAACAGCGUGCGCGCUCUGCUGGGUUUCGUGCUCUUCCUUCUCAUCGUCUCCACGCUGCUAGGGAAUACGCUCGUGUGUGCCGCCGUGGUCAAAUUCAGGCACCUCCGCUCCAAAGUGACCAACUUUUUCGUAAUUUCUCUGGCCGUUUCUGAUCUCUUCGUAGCCGUCCUGGUGAUGCCAUGGGAGGCGAUAUCCGCGGUGGCGGGCACUUGGCUCUUCGGCCGGUUUUGCGCCAUCUGGAUCGCCUUUGACAUCAUGUGCUCCACCGCGUCCAUCCUCAACCUGUGCAUCAUCAGCGUGGACCGCUACUGGGCCAUAGCGAGCCCGUUCCGCUACGAGCGCAAGAUGACCCACCGGGUGGCUUUCAUGAUGAUCGGAGUGGCUUGGACGCUGUCCAUCCUCAUCUCUUUUAUCCCGGUCCAGCUCAAUUGGCACAUGGCUGAGGAAGGUGACCAGGGCGCAGGGGCUGGUAACGGCACCGACUACAGCGACAACUGCAAAGCCAAUCUGAACCGGACGUAUGCCAUCUCGUCUUCGCUGAUAAGUUUCUACAUACCCGUGAUCAUCAUGAUCGCCACGUACACGAGGAUAUUCCGUAUUGCGCAAACACAGAUCCGCAGGAUCUCCUCUUUGGAAAGGGCAGCGGAGCACGCGCAAAACCAUCACCAGUCCAACGACUGCUCCAACGAGAACUCGCUGAAAACCACUUUCAAGAAAGAGACCAAAGUUUUAAAAACACUCUCGAUCAUUAUGGGGGUCUUUGUGUUCUGCUGGCUGCCCUUUUUCGUGCUCAACUGCAUGGUGCCCUUCUGCCAGUGCGUGAGUGACACUACCUUCACCAUCUUCGUGUGGUUCGGCUGGGCCAAUUCCUCCCUCAAUCCCGUUAUUUAUGCGUUUAACGCGGACUUCAGGAAAGCGUUCUCCUCGAUUUUGGGUUGCAACAAAAUUUUCCCCAGCACCACAGUGGAGGCGGUGAAUUUCAGUAACGAGCUGGUGUCGUAUCAACACGACACGACGCUUCAGAAGGAAGCUCAACCGCUGGCUGUCCAGAUCCCGAACCCUAGAAAAGAGCCCCGUCUUUCGUUUGAUAAGGAUUCGGUUACCUCGAACGUGUCCCGCAACCACAAAAACUUGCUCUUACCCAACAUAGGACAGUUUGAGUGCGACGGGGAGAUUUCCCUGGACACUAUCACACCAUUCACCUCCACCGGACUCAUGGAGUGCGAGGGGAUCCCAGGCCAAAUUAUUAAUGAAUGAUUUCGUUUUUUUGUGUUUUUUUUUCUUAUCCAAGGCCUCCUCACAUGAAGCUAAAACUAAUUAUUAGUGAUAUUUAUUAGUAGUAUUACAAAGUAUGCGGAACAGGUUUUAUUCUGCAUUAUCAUAAAGGAAAUCAAACAACCAAAAAGUAAAGCAUUUUUGCCUCCCACAAAAAAAGGUGGUAAGUAUAGCACCAGAACUCCGCUCAAGCGACUACAGUAUUAAUCGUUACAUCGGCAAAACAUACUUGUUUUUAUGUUGUUGUUUUGUUUUACAAAUGUAAAACGAG